AUGUCUGAGCCACGGCGGUCGACAAGGGCCCGCGCCCGCGAAGAAGCUGCCCCAGCUGCUCCCGAGACGCCCAACGAAAAGCCGGCAAGAGGCGCCAAAUCGUCAUUGAAACGCAAGCGGACCAGCCUCGCCGUCAAAGAUUCAGCGCCCUCGACGCCCACGACGGACGGCGCGCCCUUGCCCCCCAAACAAACACUACCCCUCCGCAUAGUCGACGGCGCACCUCUUCCCACGCUUCCAGAACCACAGCCUCUGGAUCUUCCCUCGAGCGAAUGGCAGACGAUCCAGCAGAGCGGCGUGCUGGAGACAUCCUUCGAGCGGUCCAAGGCAGUAUGGCUGUCCGGCGCAAACUUCCGCACCUUCCACGCCCACUUCAAUCAGCCCAAGAAGCUGGCCGACCGCACCGAUGAAGACAAGGCCAAGACGGCGCGACAGAAGGAGCUGCUCAAGAACUUCCCUCAGGUCGGUGCUGACCGAGUGAGCGUGAAGCUUGUCAUCGAGCCGCAUACGUUGCCCAUCAGACUCUAUGGCCCGCGUGAGGUGGGCAAGCCAGUGCACAAGAAGGCUCCGACAGCAUCACCAUAUGCCCCAUGGCCGAAUCACAACCACAACCAGCCCAAUCAACACACCAAAUACCAGCCUGGCCAGCCCAUACAGCAGAAGCCCCAGCCACGCCCGCCGCAACCUCCCAAACCCGUGCAAGCAGCCCCUCCGCCUCAAGCACCCGCCGCCCCCGCCCCCGAUCCCGUUAUACACAUGCUUGCCGCCAGAGCAGGCACGGAUCCCGAGCUGAAGGCUGUCAUGAAGAUUGUUGCAGCUGGAUCCGCAAGCAAGGAGCAGCUCGAGUUCUUCCAGACACACAUCAAUGAGUUGACGGCCAUUCUAGCCAGGCAGAAGGAGGACAAGGCGCCGAAACCAAUACAGCCACCUCCAACCCCAAAAGCCCCUCCACCACCGCCCCCAGCACCUAAGCAGAUAGCUCCUCCGCCCCCGCCGCGACCGGUUCAGCCUGCCCAACAGCCUAUUCAGCCCAGCGCUCCCAAGCCAUAUAGCCCAGUUCCACCACAAGGCCAACUUCAGCAACCUCCGCUUGUACAGCAACCAUAUCCACCCUACCAAAACUACAGCAAACCGCCGCAGUACCACCCACCACCGCCGCAGCUAUCUACCUACAAUCCACCUCCCAGGACAACAUACCGCCCGCUAGUUUUCAGUUUUGUGCAUGGCAAUGAGGACAAGUUUUAUUUUCCGUCGUAUAGCUUUAUGGAGUGGCUUCCCAAUGGCACAGGUGCAAAGCUUUCUUUCUUGAUUACCAAGAUGAAGCCGAAGCAAGAGCCAGAACCUGUUGUCAAGCCUCCAUCCACACCCGCUCCAAAGCCAACCCCGACGCCGACCCCCACGCCUGGCAACGUGCCUAACGCGACACCUAACACGCCGCAACCGAAUGCCAUGGCACCAACGCCCAACCCUACAAAUCCUAUCUUUGCGCCCAUACAACCCGCGACAACAGCUCCGUCAACGCCCUUCGUGCCACCUAAACCUCCUCAACGGAUUGAAGACUUCGACGAGAUGAACGAAAUAGACAACAUUGAAUUCUACCAGCCCGUCACUGUCUUGCUGCUCAUCGAGCACGAUGAUGGCGACGAAAUAGCAAGUGCUUUACCGCGCUCAAUACGGCCACCGCAUGUUGUAGAGAAGUACAUGAAUGAGGUGUUUGAUAGAUGUAAAAGAGCGGAUGAAACGUACCUGGCCUUCAGAUUGCCAAGGGACGCCGAUGAAGGGCCAGAGAAGAGAGUCAGGAGCGGAGAAGUGACGCCUGCGCUUGCGACGCCGACCCAAGAUGUUGUCAUGGGAGGUAUGGGGGCGUCCGCUAGCAGUUUGGCGGAGAAGAAGAAGGCUGGGCGACCUAGGAAGAGUCUUGCCUGA
This is a messenger RNA of Alternaria burnsii, 1926 nucleotides long. RefSeq lists its product as uncharacterized. The coding region runs from base 1 to 1926 and encodes 641 amino acids. Gene Ontology annotation, molecular function: ATP-dependent H2AZ histone chaperone activity. Gene Ontology annotation, cellular component: Swr1 complex. The record is from RefSeq and is a predicted model, not a curated record. Gene Ontology annotation, biological process: chromatin remodeling. The transcript has a single exon. NCBI's taxonomy places the organism in Eukaryota, Fungi, Ascomycota, Dothideomycetes, Pleosporales, Pleosporaceae.